Messenger RNA from Oppiella nova, 486 nucleotides. The record is from the annotation of a GenBank genome assembly. Lineage: Eukaryota; Metazoa; Arthropoda; Arachnida; Sarcoptiformes; Oppiidae.
AUGUCACUUACAUAUAACUUUAGUGGUAAAGUAGCCCUGGUGACCGGGUCGAGUUCAGGUAUAGGUGCGGCCACUGCCAUACUGUUUGCCAAAUCGGGUGCCAAUGUUGUGGUGACGGGACGUAAUGCCACAAAAGUGUCAGAAGUGGCCAAACAGUGUCUCAAUGUGUCUCAAAAAGGAUUGAAAACACUGGAAGUGGUGGCAGACGUUACCAGAAAUGAAGAUCUUGUAAGACUUGUGGACACAACUGUGCAAACAUUUGGCAAAAUAGAUAUUCUCGUGAAUAACGCGGGAAUCGCUAUUCCGGUCGGUAUUGGAGACAAGAAUUACGUGAAUAUCUAUCGUCAGAAUCUUCAGACAAACUUAGAUUCUGUGGUAUUUUUGACACAUAUAUGUCAUAUAGUUAUAUGGUCUGUGGGAUUGGCCUGGAUCACAUUCAGUUGUGCUAUUAAUGGAGCUGGGUAUUGUCAUCAAAAUAUUUAUUAG